CUCAACUAAUCCUGGCCAGGUCUGACACAGGGAGCAACUGACAUGUCGCAGUUCUGAUUGCAAGCCACAACAGGAGGUUAGCAGCCGGGGCUCCCAUGCACUGAAAGAAGAUAGAUCAGUUUUGUUCGGUGUUUGUCACAAUAGUUGGGAUGUUGCAGGUCCAAGAGAAUAGGUGUUUCUAUGCUGUGGAAUUCUGACUUUGAGCCAGCGUGUGGGAGAUCCCAUCCAGCGGCAUUUGUGUGGAGUUACUACCCAGUCAAAACUUCCUCACACACCGUGUCGAUUGUAAUUUCUUGAAAGCUGGUUUAGCUCCAGCUUUUAAAGUGACUCAAGCAGAGUGGAAUGUUUUCCUUUGGGUUGGGAGACUGCAACACCCAAUGAGACUCCUGAGAGUUAAAAAUGUUGGUGCAGUCUGACAGGCCACUGUUCUCACUGAACAGCAGCUUCCAGUGUAAGGCUGAUUCUCUCCCAGGGGGCCCGGGUGACAGAGAGUUUCAGAGCAGAUAACAAAUCUACAGUGAAUGAAUCCGAUGGUUUUGGUCUCCAAGCUCCUCCUGAGCCCAAACUGAAUUCAGACAGUAUGGCAGCUGCUGUAACUGGAGACUGUGAGGGCACUGACAGAGAGCUGGUGAUGGACCACAACAAAUUGGAGCACAAGAGGAUAUUGCAGGAAAAAACUGACUAUGAUGCAAACUCAUGUCGCUGCUAUCACUCACCCAAUGAACAGGCUGCAGAUACUCAAAUUGCUGCCAUGUCUGAACAGGUAAAUAUGACUGGUGUCUUGCAGGUUAAAUUCAAGAGUUUGAUAGAGGGCCGGGCGGGACGCCUCCGGAAGGAGACCAAGCCCAGUGACGUUGCUGAUUUCUCCGGAAAAUACUCAAGUGUGAUGGUUGAUUCCCCACUGCACUCCGUCAAUGACAGACCAAGACGCCCCAGGAGUAUUUGUGUCCCAGAAAACAAGAUUGGGUUAUUCCCAGAACUGGAAUCACAGUCACUGGUGCCAAUUGUGAGGAGGAGAGGGAUUGAUCCUGAUUCAUUGUGUAAAGGGGAGCAUUCUCAGCACCACAAUGAAGCAGCAGUAGGAACUGUACAGCCUCAAGCAUGCAUUCUCCGUCCUGGGAAGAAGGAACUACGUCGACCCCUUAGUAUGAGUUUCCUUGAGGCAAUCAGAACUCCCUCCCACGCUGAGGCUGAGGUACCAGACAGUGAAGCAGCUGAACGGACUGCCAGUGCCACCAGAUCUGACGGCCCAAAUUUUUUGCGAGCUGGCUAUCGAUGGUCCAGUCACCGAUGGGUUAGCUCAGCUGGGAAGACGAUGAGUACAAAAGACACAGCGAGUGAUCACAAAACUCCAAACUCCAAAAUAUCCCUCAAAUCACUAAAAAGAAGCCUGAGCUUUCGAAUUAGGAGAGGAGAGAACAAAAAGGAAUGUGAGACAACCAGGUGCAGGACACAGAGUGUUGGAGAAUCCUUCCGCCAAAGACUGAAGUCACCUGUAAGUGGGAGCUCAUCUUCCCCAGAGACAUCAAACCAAGAGACGCCCACCUGGCAUAAGCAAGAUCAGAGUUACCAGGUGCAUCUAACAUCUCUUAUAAACACCUCCUCAGCCCCAACAGUGAAGCCAGCAUACUCACCAAAACAAAGCAUUGAAGCAAACAAUUGGUGGAAGUUUCUGACUGCUCAUUUUCGCAAAAAGGAUUCACGUGUGAACAAAAACUCUUCAAAAAAUGAUAGAUUGGGAUCUGAGAUGCAGAGGAAUGGCUGGACUUCACCAAGCGAGGAACAGAAUAUGGCUUCGUGUGGGAUACUUGAAUCUUGCAACAUCCAUGAUCCAUUUAUGGAGAGCUAUCAUCAUCUGCCCAGAAGUGAAAUGUCAUCACCAUCAUCUGAAGAUUCAUUUGUGAACAGCCAGGAGUGGACGUUGAGCCGCUCUGUCCCAGAACUGAAAGUGGGAAUCGUGGGGAAUCUAUCGAGUGGGAAGUCUGCCCUUGUUCACCGGUAUUUGACUGGAACCUACGUGCAGGAGGAGUCCCCUGAAGGUGGCCGUUUUAAGAAGGAGAUUGUAGUUGAUGGACAGAGCUAUCUCCUGCUUAUCCGGGAUGAGGGAGGACCUCCGGAGGUGCAGUUCGCAACUUGGGUGGAUGCUGUGAUCUUUGUCUUCAGUCUUGAGGAUGAAAUCAGCUUUCAGACAGUUUACAAUUAUUACAUGCGACUCUCCAGUUACCGUAACACAGCCGAGAUUCCAAUGGUACUUGUGGGGACACAAGAUGCAAUCAGUGCAACAAACCCUCGGGUUAUCGAUGAUGCUCGAGCACGGAAGCUGUCCAAUGACUUGAAGCGAUGCACGUACUACGAGACAUGUGCUACCUAUGGACUGAAUGUAGAACGGGUCUUCCAGGAUGUGGCUCAGAAGAUUGUGGCGUUACGUAAGAAGCAGCAGUUAUCGAUUGGACCCUGCAAAUCACUGCCAAACUCUCCGAGUCAUUCCUCCGUUCCAACUGCCUCCAUCCCAUCUGUGCACAUUAACCAGGCUGCUAAUGGAGGGGUUUUCAGUGACUAUUCUUCAUCUGUGCCGUCCACACCCAGCAUGAGCCAGAAGGAAUUGCGAAUUGAAACAAUUGCCGCGUCCAGCACUCCCACCCCCAUCCGCAAACAAUCCAAGCGACGUUCCAACAUUUUCACAUCUCGAAAGGGCAGUGACACCGAUAAAGACAAGAAAAGCAUAGAUGGUAAACCAGACAAUAUUGGGAGUGGGCGAGCUAUCCCCAUCAAACAGGGGAUUCUCUUGAAGAGGAGUGGGAAGUCACUGAACAAAGAAUGGAAGAAGAAGUAUGUGACACUCUGUGAUAAUGGUGUUUUGACCUACCAUCCCAGUUUACAUGAUUACAUGCAGAAUGUUCAUGGCAAAGAAAUCGACCUGCUACGGACGACGGUUAAAGUGCCAGGCAAGAGGCCUCCACGGGCAGCAGCGGGUAACGCUCCAAGUGCCAGUCCCAAAACCAAUGGGCUCACCAAGGAUAGGAGUAACCUGCAACUGGCUGCAAAUCCGGAUGGUGAGGAAUCUUAUGAGUUUGUGAUUGUGUCGUUGACUGGGCAAACGUGGCAUUUUGAAGCCUCGAACUCUGAGGAGAGGGAAUCAUGGGUGCUGGCGGUUGAAAGUCAGAUCUUUGCCAGUCUACAGUCAUGUGAAAGCAGCAAAAACAAGUCUCGAUUGGGAAGCCAGAGUGACGCCAUUGCAAUCCAGUCGAUUAGGAACAUGCGAGGGAACGGAUUCUGUGUUGACUGUGACACACCAAAUCCUGACUGGGCAAGUUUGAACCUUGGAGCCCUCAUCUGUAUAGAGUGUUCCGGAAUCCACCGGAACCUGGGUACACACUUGUCGCGGGUUCGCUCCCUCGAUCUGGAUGACUGGCCUGUUGAACUCAUCAUGGUGAUGACUGGAAUUGGGAAUGCCAUGGCCAACAGUGUGUGGGAAGACUCGACACAGGGCCUGACUAAACCCAACCCGGACAGCAGCAGGGAGGAGAAGGAGCACUGGAUCAGAGCCAAGUACGAACAGAAACUACUCCUAGCAGCCCUGCCACAAUCGGACAUCCCCCUGGGACAGCAGCUGCUCCGAGCUGUGGUGGAGGAUGAUCUCCGGCUGGUCGUCCUGCUCCUUGCUCACGGAACCAAGGAAGAAGUGAAUGAGACCUACGGAGAUGGAGAUGGCCGGACUGCAUUGCAUCUGUCCUGUGCCAUGGCCAAUGUUGUUAUAACUCAGCUUCUUAUAUGGUACGGAGUCGAUGUGAAGAGUCGGGAUGCUCGUGGACUGACACCAAUGGCAUACGCUCGGCGAGCAGGAAGUCAGGAGUGUAUCGAGAUUCUGACACAGUAUGGCUGUCCCAGUGACAACUUCAUUCCCAUCCCAACCCCAAACCUAUCACGCAGGAACACCAACGUUAAUAACAACUCGCAGUCAGAGCUGAAUCGAAGUGCCAGCAUCAUCUAAUCUCCCGACAUUCCGAGGAUACAGCUCCCAGCCAUUCUUGUUUAUAUGUUCUCUCUCCCCCCAGCACCCUCCCUGUCUCAAACAGCAGACUGACGGACCUUCUCCUCACUGACCAUUGCUGCUCCAUGAAUGACCCAGUUUUGCGGAGUGUUUCUUUCUUAAUUAUGAUGUGGUCUGGUGCACAUGCUCAAACCUGCAAUCCUGAUGCUCAAGUCUAGGUGACUAGGGUGAAAGAGACACUGAGCCUGAUCCUGGAUGGACACAGACUACAGGGCAGGACACAGCACCCAGCAAUGUCAAAGGCAGAAUCAUGUUAUUACUGCAAAAGCAAAUACCCCAAGGAGCAUCAUUCAGUUUACUCAAACCAAGCAUACCACACUGAGUGGUGCAGGCACCCUAGAGGGCAGAGCAAAGUGUAUGAAAGUGUGUGUUACACACUGCAGGCAGUCCCUGGGUUGUGAAUGGGUUCUGUUUUCAAGUCUGUUCAUGAGUCGAUUCGCACCAAAGUCAGAACAAAAUACAAUACAAUAUAAGGAUCUUUAAAAUUAAUAUCAAUACACCCCUGUGUGGGAUCGCAUCUUUAAGUACAAGUGCUCGUAAGUCAGACAUUGGCAAAUUGGAGACAACCUGUGGUGGGUGUGUGUGUGUGUGUGAACACUAAUCAUGAAUGUCCGUUUAUACACUAAUGAUGAAUAUUCGGUGUAUUUGUACAAUGAUUGUGAGAGAUUGUGUCAUACACUAAUCAUGAAUGUCCGAUGUAUUUGUUACACAGAGUGUGGGAGUGUGUGUUAUGCACUAAUGGUGAAUGUCAUAUGUAUAAUAGUGGUGUGAAAUAUGGAUGCUUGUUUGAUUUUGCCAGUUCCCCGUGUCCCAUGCAUUCCACUUGUCUUUCACUCUAUUUUCUCUCCAGUACAGGUCGGUGCUGGGCUGCAAUCCUUAUGUUAUUGAUUGUCACUGACAAUGGGAACUCUGCUCCCCUUGUUCCUCCUUGCUUUUGAAUCCAGAAUGACAGGUUAUGGUGAAUGGAGCAACUUCAGUUCCCUCUGGAGAGUGGGUGAACAAUACAUGGAGUCUCUUCUUCACUGGAGGAAAGUUUGGAAUCAAGCUGCCCUAAAAUCAUCAGGAUUCUAAUUAACAGAACAGGAACUGGAUACUGUUUGAAAUGGGAAAUCAUAGACAGGCAUCAUGUCUACAGGGUCUGGGGUGUGUCUGGAGAUGCGGUCAGUGUGGCCAGAGCCUGGAGUGUGUCCUGGAGGAAUGGUCAGUGUGGCCAGAGCCUGAGUUGUGUCCUGGAGGAAUGGUCAAUGUGGCCAAAACCUGAAUUGUGUCCUGGAAAAGUGGUCAGUGUAGCCAGAGCCUGGAGUGUGUCGUGGAGGAAUGGUCAGUGUGGCCGGAGCCUGAAUUGUGUCCUGGAGGAAUGGUCAGUGUGGCCAGAGCCUGGAUUGUGUCCUGGAGGAAUGGUCAGUGUGGCCGGAGCCUGAAUUGUGUCCUGGAGGAAUGGUCAGUGUGGCCGGAGCCUGGAUUGUGUCCUGGAGGAAUGGUCAGUGUGGCCGGAGCCUGAAUUGUGUCCUGGAGGAAUGGUCAGUGUGGUCUGAGUCUGAGGCCUGUCCUGGAGGAGUAGUCAGUGUAAUACAGUUAUUUACUCUGCCCAAUGGUGUACACUGUGGAAUGAUGAUGAGAGCUCAUGAUGGAGUUCCAAAUUUGGAACCACCUGCCCUCCCUCCUUCUCCCAUUGGUGAAUCUUCAAUCUCUGGGUCAGAAACGAUCUGUGAGGUGUCGUACCCUCUGGCGUGAGAAGAGUCUCAGUCAGUACACUUGGGUGAACCGCACUCUACACUGACAGUUUCAUUCAUCCUGGAGUCACUGCUGAUCUGGAACACACACAAUCCACAUGCGGUGUGUACACUGUGUACAUGUCUGGACAUGGAAUCUGUGCUUGAGACUCAGUGCCAUUGAAGAUCAGUGGGCUGCUACGCCACCAGAAGGAUGAGGAGACAUUGGAGAGGGCACAGAACAGGUUUACCAGAUUGUUGCCUGGUUUGGAGAGUAUUAACUAUGAAGAGAGAUUGGACAAACUUGGUUUGUUUUCACUUGAAUGUCGAAGGAUGAGGGGCAACAUUGAUAGAAGUUUACAAAAUGAUGAGAGGCGUGGAUAGAAUGGACAGUCGGAGGGUAGAAAUGUCAAUUAUUGGGGGACAUCAGUUUAAGAUAGGAGGAAAGUUUAAAAGAGGCAUGAGAGGCAAGUAUUUUACAUAGAGGACUGUUAGUGCCUGGACAUAGUUGCCAGCGGAGGUGCUGGAGUCUGGGACACUAACCGUGUUUAAGAGGCAUCUUGAUGGAUACAUGAAUAGGCAGAAAACAGAGGGCUACAGAUCACAUAGAUACAAAAGGCUUUUAGUUUAGAAAGUCACCAUGUGUUGGCACGGUCUUGAUGGGCCAAAUGGCCUGUUCCUGUGCUAUACUGUUCUUUGACAGUGUAAGUGUGCGAGUGGCACUGUGAGUGUGACUGUGUGUCUGUCUGUCAGUCUGUGUUGGUGUUUUCAUGGAUAAAGUGUUAGAAUGAAAAUUCAUUGAGGAGUUAUGCGAAUGACUCAAUAACUUCAAUCAGGAUAGUACACUCAAGCUUUCCCACAUUCACUCUGUUUCCUCUUCGGAAUGACAUGUGCCUCAGUGGGGUCUGGUCAGCAGCGUCACUGACACCAAACUGGGGCAGAUUGUAAAUGACAAAUUGACUUCAAUGUUGCACUCGGAUUAAACAUCCAAACAGCUGGGUGGGUGUGCUGGCCACGGCUGUGGGGUUUAUUUGAGUCCACCUAAUGCCUAUCACUGUUUCUUGCUAAAUCUUGCUCUUUUAUUCACUGCAACAUGAACAGAUUUCCCAGGAGUGUUAGCACUCUCUGGGUAUGUGUACAGACAAAGGUAUCUGUGUACAUACAGGCAUAUACAGGCAAGUACAGCAUACUGUAUGAUACCAUUGUGUGACUGAUAUUAUUGUAGUAGAUAUGGGCAUUUUAUUAUGAGUGCGGACAACAUACACCAUAUGAGUAUGUGCAUCCGAGAGGGCUGGUAUUGUAGGUAUGGGUAGCCUAUGGGCAGUUUUAUUGGUGCAGGAUUGAGCAGCCCUGAAUCCGUCUGGAAAAAUGAUUCUAACUGUAGCUGUCUGAAAAUGUUUCCUGUCCAAUUACUAGUCCAGUGCUGUGGUGGAACCGUGCACAAAACAGGUCCCGGCUUAUCCCACAUCACCCUCUCUCCCACCUACACGAACAUAUUGUAUUCAUUUGCAAAGAAUCAUUUUCAUCAAUUGAAAUGUUUCUUUAUCGUGUCAUGUUGGGGCUGGUUUCCCUCCCUAAAACUUCCAGGUGAGAUCCUCAGUCAUUACAGCAUAGAAUUUCCAUCUGUCCUGCCGAUUCUGUCCUGGGGAAAAGACUCAGUCGGUGGACUUCGGACUGGAGAAGUGUCUGACGUUUGCAGCAAAGAGCUUCUGAGCUGAGCCGACAGUUUCCCAUGUGGUCUGCGCCUUCUCCGUCACAAACCCAGUUACACUUCCCUUCCAUAGGGGACAUCCUGGACGUUUCACUCCAAGUCAAUGAUCAGGAAUCGUGCUUUAAUUUCCUUCUGUCUGAAACAUUUGCUGUUAACAAUCGUGGAAUUGAAAUUGUUCCUAAAUGGUGUCCAUGGAUUUCUAUUAACCCUUUCAUCAUCUUAUUUCAAAGCAGCAUAAUCUACUGCAGUCAUUAGGUACAGUGAAACACUAAAACCACUUACAAUUUAGAAGUUAGGUCCGUAUUACCAUGUUUAUACACCCUUCGCCAUAAAGGUACUUGUGUAUAAUAUGUAUAUUCUAAAUAUUUAUAUUGCUGGCUGUAAAUAUUAUUUGGAUGUUACUCUGUGUUCAGUUUUUCUCUGUGUGCUUGGACAGUGUUGACAGAUCCAUACCCAGCUUAAUAAAAAACAGCAGCUGUGCUCAGUU
Molecule: messenger RNA, 7961 nt
Organism: Hemiscyllium ocellatum (epaulette shark)
Lineage: Eukaryota; Metazoa; Chordata; Chondrichthyes; Orectolobiformes; Hemiscylliidae
Gene: agap3
Product: ArfGAP with GTPase domain, ankyrin repeat and PH domain 3
Exons: 16
Coding region: 581-3991 (1136 amino acids)
Cellular component (GO): nucleus
Molecular function (GO): GTP binding; protein binding; GTPase activity
Source: RefSeq, a predicted model, not a curated record